Messenger RNA from Mya arenaria, 2898 nucleotides. RefSeq names its product macrophage-expressed gene 1 protein-like. NCBI's taxonomy places the organism in Eukaryota, Metazoa, Mollusca, Bivalvia, Myida, Myidae. The record is from RefSeq and is a predicted model, not a curated record. The transcript is spliced from 5 exons. Bases 70 to 1980 code for a protein of 636 amino acids.
UAUACGUUUUUGAAACAAGUAUAAAUUACCUGGUUGUGCGGUUGAUUCAUAUCUGCUGCAAAUCCAACGAUGUAUGGUUCUAGUUUAUGUUGGCUGCUACUGUUGCUGCCGUCCUCCUUGGCAUACUCUCUACCUGCUGGCCACCCGCACACAUGUAUCACCGAGCUUGGACUAAAAGACAUUUAUUUAUUAGAAACAUUACCUGGACAAGGAUGGGAUAACCUUCAAAAUGAAGACAGAAAUAUGGUCAUCGACCACCAAUACAACGAGUGUCGAACAACAGCAGACCAAAAGUUUUUGAUUCCUGAUAGUCUUGCGGUAUAUCCAACAAAGACGAGUCAAUUACACACAUUUUCGGAGGUCAUGGAACACUGGGAUAAUUUUACAAGUUCUACGGCUUCUUCAAUCAACGCUGAAGUCGGAUUAAAAAUCCCAGGCAUUGUCAAAAUAAGCGGAAAAUUUUCAAGCGAAUAUGCAAAAAUAAAGAAAAAGCAAUUUUUUGGAAAAACGAUAUCGUUAAGAUCCCAAGCUAGAUAUUCGAAAUACAAAACAAAAAUUGAAUCGGUAAACACACUCACGGAUUCGUUCAAAAAAAGGGUCAACAAAAUUGGACAACAUUUACUGCAUAACCGAACAGACCUCGCGACAUACGAAAGCCAGAUACUCGUACGGGAAUACGGAACACAUGUGGUUACAGGGGUCGAGCUGGGAGCGAUGAUCGUUCAGGUAGACUAUCUAGAUUCGACAUUUCUUAUGCUUUCCUCUGUUGACAAACAAGAGAUAAUCAAUGGAGCUGAAGCAAAGUUCAAUAUAAUAACUACAGGAAAGAUUGGAAUUGAAACAUCAACGACAGACAUGGAAGAGAGUAUUAAGGCUUACAAUAAUUACGUGCAAGCUGGCGACAUCUUGGCCCUUGGUGGAAUUGAAUACACAUCAACUGAAGGGUUCAAAACAGGUUGGAUCGAAUCGAUAAACAACAACCAGGUGCCAAUCGACAAGGAAGGGGACCCGAUCUAUCAUUUUAUAAACGAAUACACCCUACCGGAUAUGCCAUCGACCGCUGUCUUCCAAACGUACGACGCGAAUGUCGACGAUGGAACUUGCAGGGCUCCCACAGAAUCAUUCGUAUUUGGCGGAGUGUUUCAACAUUGUACUAUGCUUGCCAUGCGUGAUGGCUGCGAAGGCGAACAUUUAUGCGACAGUGCAACAACGAGAAAUCCUUUGACCGGUGACUUUUCUUGUGAAGAGACAUACGAACCAAUUCUGUUGAACAAAGGCUCCUUAUUUGGCUCAUGUGUGGUUACAAAAGAAUCCAGAUGUGGAAUUCUGUGGCAUAAAACUUGUUAUGAAAAAGAAACAUAUUCAACUUAUGCUUCUUACUCUGCUUACUGGUGCGCUGCGAAAAAUUCUACAAACCCGAAAAGCGGUAUGUUGUUUGGCGGAACAUUCACACCACAAUACGAAAAUCCCAUCACAAGGGCUAUUUCUUGCCCAGAGCCAUUUUACGCAUUAAAAGUUGCACAGUUGUCAGUCUGUGUUAGCACUGAUUUUGAAUUCGGUUCCAAAAGUUCUGUUCCCUUUGCCGGUUUCCGCAGCUGUUCUUCUGAAAACCCAUACACCGCCGACGAGAGAUAUUGCCCGACAAGUUAUAGUCAGCAUUUAGCGGCUGUCGUCGAUGAAUGUCAAAUUGAUGUUUGCGUUAAAAUCGGGGCACUAGCUAUAACCGAACUGCCGCAUAUUCAAAUGCCGCCUUUCAUUAAGAGACCAGUGAAAGCUUCAGCGUCUGGCGUACAAGAAAACUUUGCUUUCAAUUCACAAACAGAUGAAUGGGAAAGCGAGGCUGAUCUGCUUCGACAAGGCUCAACAACUCAGGCAACAAAAGGAAACAACAACGCAACCAAUAGAUUAAGUCCAUGCGUCGUUUCGAUUUUCCUCUUGCUUAUAUCUUUUUCUUUGGGAUCUGUUAACAGCUUAAUGUAAUGCACCUUCUUUAUUUAUAUGCCCUUAUUAAGUUAACAUUUAUUUAGAUAAAGAUGUACAAGUGUGUUUCAAGAAACUAUGCCAAACUUAGGUGCCUGGUGACCACAUAAUAUUUAGGAUCCAUUUAAAAGAGUGUGUUGCGUAGAUUUUUCUUUAUACAAUUUGUAUUAAUUUAAGUUACAACCAAGCUUUUAUGGUGUCGAAAGAUUGCAAAAUUACAUAUAUUCCAUCCGAUUUCAAUUGAAAUAAAGCACAGCAUUACAAAAUGCAAUAACUUUAUCUAUAAUACAUGUUUAGUUAUUUCUAUAACAUUUUUAUUGUGUUUUUGUUUUAUUUUGAAAAUUGCGGUGUAAAUGUUUGUCAAUUGCUUUUUCAUUUAAGAUAGAUUUAAAGUGUUAUGUAAAUAAUACAUGUGUUGUAUAUAGAAACGUGUUACCAGUGUAUGUGCUUGGUUAUACUUAAUAUAUAAUACUCGGAAAUACCUUUAACCACAAACAAACAAACUCAGAAAUAAAUUGUGUUUCAAUUCAAAUUGUACUUAAGAAAACAUUAUUACAAAACACAAAUUGCAUUUUGGUUCUGGAUCGAUAAAUAUCUUAGUUACCUUAUCCAAAAGUUCCAGCCUUUAUAUAGCUUAUAUGUUGUUAAUAUUUAGUUGAGCAAUUAUAGAGUGUACUCAACUCAACUCAUCUUUAUCUCCACCAUUAGCGGUGAUAUUCAUAUUAUGUACAAAUAGUUACUAUGAAGGCAUGAUAUCUAUAUACAUGAUAUAUGUACAUACACAAUAAUUAGCAUAUUAUAUCAACAUGCAUAUUGAGAUUGUGUUUGUAUCAUUUGCAUCAAACUUUGAGGUAUAAGUCUUGUAUCGAACACAAUUAUGCACUAUUCACGAGACAGUUAUAAAUAAAUACAAACGAU